This is a messenger RNA of Eupeodes corollae, 886 nucleotides long. Its product is annotated as antigen 5 like allergen Cul n 1-like. The record is from RefSeq and is a predicted model, not a curated record. The transcript is spliced from 5 exons. Lineage: Eukaryota; Metazoa; Arthropoda; Insecta; Diptera; Syrphidae. Bases 68 to 856 code for a protein of 262 amino acids.
AAACGACUCUCAAGUCUUUUUUAUUUGAAAUCAAUCACAAUCAAGUCAAAUUUUUUUAUUGAUUACAAUGAAUGUUGGCGUAGCCUGUCUUACCACGAUCCUGUUCUAUUACGUAUCCCUAGCCAAUAGCUAUGAAUACUGCAGUAAGGAAACAAAGCUUUGUAUGGGAAAUACCAAAAGGCACAUAGUGUGCGACAAGGAGCAGAUUACACCGGAUUCUGUGUACCAAAAACAUUAUCCUAUGACCGAUCUAUUGAGAAACUGGAUUCUCUAUUGGCAUAAUUAUCAUCGCAACGAAGUUGCAUGUGGAAAAGCUGAAGGCAGCCAAGGUAAAUUGCCUCCUGCAAUGCAAAUGAGAGAAUUAGCAUGGGAUUAUGAACUUGAGUAUGUGGCAAGUGUGCACGCUGGAAGAUGUAAAAUGCAACAUGAUCAAUGUCGUAAUACCGAACGUAUUCCCAUAUCUGGCCAAAAUCUAGCAUACCAUAGCACCACAGGAAUUCCGCGAAAAGCGUUGGAACAUGCACAGAAAUCAAUUUAUAAUUGGUUUAAGGAAUGCAAAGAUGUACCAGAGUCUAUAAUUAAGGAAUUUGCUAAAAUUGAUUCUCCUGUUAAAAUUGGACAUUUUACUGUUUUGGCUAAUGACAGAGUUGGAAGAGUGGGUUGUGCCAUGACUUUUUGUACAGGCUUUCCAAAUAAAGGAGAGAAAUGGUAUUACAACCACAUAACUUGCAACUACGACUAUACUAAUGUUCCCGGAUAUUAUGUAUACAAAAUUGGAAAAGCGGGGAAUUGUAAAUAUUUUGAUGUAGAAAGGAGUUCAAAUUUUAGUUGCUUGUGUGAAAAAUCUUUUUCAUGACAAAAUCUUUGAAUAUAACACGUUCAAAAC